AUGUUCUCGCCAGUCAUGAAAGGGUUCGAGAAGUACUCACCAGAGGAGUUCAUCUUUAUCCAGGGAACAGCUGGACUGAUCGACACAGCUCAAAGACAAGUCAGCAUUACACUGACAACCAGGCCGAAUUCGGUGGAUCCGAAUCAUCAUGAGUCCUUUGGUAGCACCAGCACGGAAAAGACUCCAGCGCGGACUAAGACCCUGGUCUAUCAUGCUUUGAUCUUGGCAACUGGGAGCUCCACAGACUCGCCGCUUCUCUCUCUCCAUGGUCCCCACGAGCAGACGCUGGCCGCACUAGAUGACUUCCACAAGCGGCUCCGCGCCGCUGAUAGCAUCGUCAUCGUCGGAGGCGGCGCCUCUGGCGUCGAGACGGCAGGUCAGCUCGCAGCGUGCUUUAACGGCACGAUUUCUAAGCCCAUCCUCGCCCGGCUUGGGCUAUACAAAGCGGCCGACCCGCUCGCCGGCGACCCCCCUCCCAAACCCAAGACCAUCACUUUAGUAUCCGGGCAUGACAGGCUGCUACCGAGCCUGACGCCCAAACUAGGUCGCAAGGCGGAGAAGAAGCUGCAGCACAACCACGUACACAUCCUCCACAACCUCCGGCUGAUCGCAGCGACGGAGGCGGCGGAUGCAGGGCAGACGGCGUGCCACCUAAACAACAACACGACCAUCACAGCAGACGUGUUCGUCGCGUGCACGGGGGUCAAACCCAACACGUCGUUCCUGCCUUCGAGACUUGUCGACGCUGCAGGCUACGUCGCGACGCACCCCUCGACGCUACGCGUAGAGCAGCCAGGCGUCGGGCCCCGUGUUUACGCCAUCGGCGACUGCGCUGCAUACAGCAGGAACCGCACCGUCGACGUAUACGACGCCAUGCCGGUGCUGAUGCACAACCUGCGCAACGACCUGAUCGCCCAUGAACUGCGCCUGCAGUACCCGCCGGCGGGCGAGGGCACCGGCUUGCAGGACCGCCUGGAGGAGCUGGUUGACAAACACUUCUCGCCCAAUCCAAAGGAUACGCUGCUCAUGCCAUGCACGAAGAGGGGUGGCGUGGGGAUCUGGUCAAACUUCAGAGUUCCCAGCCCGCUUGUGUAUUUGAUGAAGGGGAGGAAUUAUAAGGUUGGCAAGGCGAAGGGUGUGGUGGAGAGGGGGGCUGAUCCGUAUAGUCUGGGAGAAUAG
Lasiodiplodia theobromae is the source of this 1179-nucleotide messenger RNA. RefSeq names its product Apoptosis-inducing factor 1. Gene Ontology annotation, cellular component: cytoplasm. NCBI's taxonomy places the organism in Eukaryota, Fungi, Ascomycota, Dothideomycetes, Botryosphaeriales, Botryosphaeriaceae. The transcript has a single exon. The record is from RefSeq and is a predicted model, not a curated record. Gene Ontology annotation, molecular function: flavin adenine dinucleotide binding; electron-transferring-flavoprotein dehydrogenase activity. Bases 1 to 1179 code for a protein of 392 amino acids.